UGGGGACUUUAUGAAAUGACGCGCUUACCGUUUGGAUUAAAAAAUGCUCCUAGUAUUUUCCAACGAGUUAUGGAUAAAAUAUUAAAAGAUAUGGAAAAUGUUACUGCCUAUAUUGAUGAUAUACUCGUCCAUUCAGAGGAUUUUGAGUCACAUAUAGAGACAUUGACAAAUGUUUUUAAUCGCUUAGAGAAAGCAGGCUUGAAAUUAAAAGCUGAUAAAUGUAGAUUUUUGGAAAAUAAUUGUAUAUACUUAGGCCAUGAACUGAAUAAAGACGGGUAUAAACCUUCAUUAACAAAUUGUGAAGCAAUAACAAAUUUUCCUAUCCCUUCUAACACGAAGGAGGUGAAGAGAUUUCUAGGAUUAACGUCCUUUUUUAGAAAAUUUAUUUCGAACUUUGCUUCAAUUGCAUGGCCGUUAAAUAACUUAACGAGAGGUAAUGAAAAGAAAUUUGAAUGGGGAGAAAAGGAAGAAAACGCAUUUAAUAUAUUAAAGCAGAAUUUAGUAAAAAGUCCUUGUUUACGACCCCCAAAUUAUGAUUUACCUUUUCAUUUGUUUUGUGAUGCUUCAACAGUGGCCUACGCAGCAGCAUUGAUGCAAAACGUAGAGGGAGAAAACUUACACGCAGUAGGAUUCUGGUCCAGAACUUUAAAUAAGUCUGAAGAAAAAUUGCCAGCAACUCACGGUGAGCUUGCUGCGAUUUACCAUUCAAUUACAUAUUUUAAACCCAUUAUUUAUGGAGCGAAAUUAACCAUUCAUACGGAUCAUAGACCACUCAUAUUUCUUUUUUCAAAAGCUAGUACAAAUACUAAAUUGAAUAGAUGGCUAAUGGCAAUGCAAGAAAUACAGCCGGAUAUUGUAUAUGUAGAGGGGACCGCAAAUAAAGUUGCUGAUGCCCUUUCAAGAGCCCCAGCAAAAUGGGAGGAAAUUGUUUGUAAAUAUCCGAGGGAAGAAAUUCCUUAUUUAAUGCAAAUUUCUGUAGAGAGUAUAAAUAGAAAAACCUUAGAAGAGACAAUACAGUCUGACCCAAUUUUGGAGAUUGUUUUUAAAGCUAUUAGAGAAAAUUGGCAAGAUACAUAUCCAGAGAAAAUAAAACCUUAUUUUCAAAUAAGAGACAAGUUAUUUAUUAAUGGAAAACUAAUAUUGAAAAAGCCGAAUAAUCAAAUUUUAAUACCAGUGAAACUGAGAAAUGGAGUUCUAAAAUUAAUACAUUCUUCACAUUUUGGAAUAGUUAGGAGUAAAGCUAAAGCCAGAAAUAUAGUAUGGUGGCCGGCUAUAAACGAAGACAUAGAAAAUUUUAUAGCUGAGUGCGAAAAAUGUCAGAUUAACAGACCAAAUGAACCUCAAACGGCUAGUCAAAAUAACUGGCCAGAAGCAAAAUUAGCAUUUGAGAGGGUACACAUUGACUUAGCUGGACCUGUUUUUGGCAAGACAUUUCUAUUAAUAGUUGACGCUUACUCACGGUAUCCUUUUGUUGUCCAAAUGAAAAGUACAACUUCAGCCUAUAUUAUAACCGCACUUCGCGAGAUUUUCUCAAUGUUCGGUCCACCAUCAGUUUUGGUGAGUGAUAAUGGACCGCAAUUCAUUUCACUGGAAUUUGAAACAUUUUUGAGAACAAAUGGAGUAAACCAUAUUAAGUCACCCCCUUACCAUCCGCAGAGUAAUGGACUGUGCGAGCGCUUCGUUAGAACCUUCAAAAGUAGCAUUUUGAAAGUAAUUGAAAAUAAUAACCUUCAUAUGGUUAUCGCUGAUUUUUUAAAUGAAUAUAGAGCAAGCCCACACCCAAAAUUAGAUGGAGAAUCCCCUUCAAGUUUGUUCUUAGGGAGACAAAUUAGAUCAAAAAUAGACAUACUUCGCUAUAUACCAAAAGAAAAUUUGAAACUAGAAGGCGGAGAAGUAAAAGAAAGAAACACCCGCAGAAUAAAAGAAUUCUCGAUAGGAGAUAAAGUAUGGGCACGUGACCAUUCAAGCCAUAAAAAAUGGUCCCCAGGCGUUAUUCUGGAGGAAAGAGGGGAGUAUAUAUACAAAGUGGAAAUGGAAAGUGGAGCAUUUAAAAUCGCUCAUAUUGACCAACUGCGUUCUCGCGGGAACUAUAAGUUGAGAUCACGAAGUAACAGCCCAGUCGAAAAAGACUGA
Molecule: messenger RNA, 2133 nt
Organism: Meloidogyne enterolobii
Lineage: Eukaryota; Metazoa; Nematoda; Chromadorea; Rhabditida; Meloidogynidae
Source: the annotation of a GenBank genome assembly